AGUGUUCAGAGGCUCUUUCCUGAGCCAAAGCACACUGUCUUCUGUCCUUUCUUCUCUUGGUGCCAGUGACCCGAGGUGUAGCUGGGGUAUCUGAGCUGAUGUGUGCCACCUGCCAUUCAUCCUGUGAGCCAGGUCGUGCCGCAUUUUAUAGAUGCGAACACUGAUGUUCUGAGUGGCUCAGGAGUCACAGGCAGAGGGGGCCAAGCACCAGCCGGUGGCCUUGCACCUCGGCUCACGGUCCACCUGGCUGUUAGAAGAAUUGCUAGAGAGGCCCUAGCUGGUACCAUCCCAGCCUCAUAGCCCCCGACUCCCUCUCCAGCUGUGGAGGACCACAGCUGUGUCCUAUUCCAGGCCCCAGGCCCUGCAGCCAUACAGUCAAAGGGUCUGGGGCAGGGCACAUCUGGAGGUCCUUGGAGGGAGGGGCUCAAGCUGCUUUUGCCUAUCCAGGUUUCCAUAUCCUAAUCUUUGCUUUUCUUGUUCUUUAUGCCAAAUAAAAGGGGCGGGGGGUGGGGGGCUAAGAACAGAUGCUAGAAUGUUCCAGAAGGAUGGGACAAGGCAGAAACCUGUUCCCUGGAGUUGUUGGGAGGGCCUCCUUCACUUCCACUUUCUAUGGACCCAAGGCACCUGCCAGGUCAUUACCCUCCAGGGUAUGGUGGGGCUGAGGACAGGGGCCUCACCUCCCUUAGUCUAGAGUUCCUAUUUCUGUUAAUAUGACCUCGGACUACAUUUACUCUCUUGUCACAUUUGUCUUGUGUCCCUGAGGCUUUUAUCCAGAAUAGAAGACUGUCAUUCCCAGAGCUUCCCAAAGGAGAUAUUUGCUCUACAUCUGCAUACAGUUGGUUUCUUUAGAAACCACUGGAGUAAGCUGCAAAAUCUGCUUUGGAGUUUUAAAGAGACCAUGCCCUUUAUCUGUAAUGUCUGUUAAAAAUCCACCAUAACAAAUUUAAAAGUAUAUCCAGUGAAUAUUUUGGAUAUUCAUUUAAUUGAUCAAGAAUUCUACACUGUUGAAUGAUGGAGUUGAGGGGAUGACUAGGUAAAUGGCAAUGUCCUCACGUAAUCGGAAAUUAUGCAGUCAUCAGCAGUGGUGUUUACAGCAAGGCUUUAAUGCUAUGGGGGGAUAUGUUUAUGAUGAUAUUAAGUGAAACACUGCCCACAUAAUGCGAUGGCUGGUGUCAGCCAAUUAACAUAGAAGACGGGGAGGGAAUAUGCCAACAUGUUAAAGGUUGCGGAGGCUCCUGUUCCCAGCGUCUUCAGACUGAUGGGUUCCUGACUCUUGGAUCAGGGAUGGGCCCUCCCGUGGUACCAGGAGCAGCCACCAGUUCCCAGAGCAGCAGGGCUGUCUCUCGGCUGUCACCAGGUGUAGUUCGUCACUCCAAGCGUCCACUCCAAGUGGGGAUCCCAGCUUGUGGACACCUGCAGAGGACCCCACAGGCUGUGUGAACUGAGCUUUCUCUGCUACUGCCCUCCUAUUGUCAGCUAAGCUCCCAGCCACUGCUUCCCAGUGACAGCAUGAGCAGGAGAGCGCAUUGGGAUUUGUGCCUAAAACGUGGAUCGCCAGCUGUGUUGGGAGUGGAGAGGAGGAGGCCCCCGACAUCGGCAUAUACCACUGUCCAAACUACGAGAAAACCCAUGUGAAGUCCACGUUGCUGAAGACAUAGUGGCCCGUGUGCUGGACAGUCGGCUCACGCUGGGCCACAUGGAGGAUCACAGCUUCACCAAGCCCAUCUUCAUCCCUAAGAAAGACGGGCUGGGCCUGGCUGUCCCAGCCCCAACACUCUAUGCAGGCCAGGCAUCCUGUGUUUUCAUUUGCUGAUCUGGCCACCUUUGCUGAGGCCUGUCACCUGGCCACCUCACAGCAUCACCAGGUCAGAGGAAGAGUGGUCGGGGCACUUGGUUGAGCCAAGAGAAAAGCAGGUGGGUGAAGCUGGACGUUGGCACCCAGAGCCUCAGCAUGCAGCCCCUGGCAGCUCCUGCUGUGUGUGAGGGCAGCCAAGGGUGUGUGCCCACUCUACACAUCCCGGCCUCAGGGAGGCUGUGCCACCUUCCCAGGGUGCUCAGGCUCCACCCGCCACCGCCCCAUGGCUGGAGCGGAGUGUGGAUGUGACAGAUGUCACCAAGCAGAAGGACUGCAAGAUGAAGCUGCAGGAGUUUGUGGACUAUUACUACAUCACCAACCGCAAGCGAGUCCUCAACAUUGCCAACCUUGAGUUCUUCAACACCCAAAUGUCCAGCUUCGUGGAGCCACCUGACACCAUGAGGAAACUGUUCUGGGUAGAAAACUGGCCAGAUGAUGCAUUCUUGGCCAAGCCCAAAGUGACCAAGUCCUGCCUGAUCUGUGUGAAGGACAGCUACACCGACUUCCAUGUCGACUGUGGGGGCGCCUCCGCCUGGUACCACGUGCUCAAGGCACCAACAGAGCUCUCGUGGGCCCUGAGCCCUGCAGCCUCCCAGGGCGAUUGUCCCCUGGUCCACCUCAGCUAUGCAGGGCCCAGUGGGGAAGCCUGAGCUGGUGUGUCUGGGGCCUGGAUCCACCCCCAUUGUCGCCUGCUUGAUGGUCAGUGCACUGAGAAUGGCUCUUUGGUGGCUUUCAGAGCAUAUGAAGUAGAAAGAAGGUUGAAACUGGGCAGCCUGACUCAGUUUCCCAACCUCAAAACCUACUUCUGGUACAUGGGGAAGCACCUGCUGGAGGCGUUUAAAGGUACUGGUCACUCCAGGGUGGGCGUCCAGGCCAGGGGCUGUUGGCUAUGGGGGAGGCCAGACCUGGCUCAGGGCUGACUGUCUGGGUGUGAGUGCCGCCUUCCUGUGGCCUGAGCAAGUCCUCUUGGGACUCAGCCUCCUGGCCCUCAGUUUCCCCAUCUGUGUAAUGCAAGGCUGGAUUGAACAGGCUGGGCCUCUCCUUCUGAUUGGACUGUCUCUUGUUUUAGAAUGAACACUGGGCUGCGGGUUGAGAGGGGGGAGUGUGUGCGGCCUCAGUGCAGGUAUCAGUCACACCCGCUCCACUCUUCAGUCUCACCUCCAUUGGGAAUGUGGGGCCCUGGCUUUGUCACCAGCUGAGGAAUGGGUGUGAGUGGGCUCUGGGUCCACUUAGGAUCCCUCAGGGCCGUGGAAGCUGGACCAUGACGCAGGCUUGUGGCUCAGUUCUGGCCCUCUGUGGAGGCACUGUGGCAUCCCGGGGCCACCCCUUCUGUCCCAGGUCCUGCCUGGCCCCACCCUCAGAGAUGAGAGCAGGUGGCUUCCUGCAGCCACCACCCUGUUCAGGUCCCCAGACUCUGCCCAGCAGUGUGAGGGAGCUUGCAGGAGGGUUUGCAUUUAUUUGUGAUUUUCUUUCUCAGUGCUCCCUUCACCAGAAGUUGUUCUUUUUUGGUUCUGAUAGCAGCCAAGAGCUCUUUCAUCCAGAACCUUUUGCAUUCUGGCCCUAGUUUGAGAAGGAAAAGUGGUCCUUAGUCAUGGCUGGCCAGGUUUCAGUAAGAUUCUCCCAUUGCUCCCUAAAUGUGAAGCCCUACAAAUAAGGUUUAAUCUUUAUUAUUUAGGGAAUGUAUUACUUUGGAGACAGACUAAGCUCCUGUAGCAACAAGACACCAAAAUAUAAUGUCUUAAUAAAAGCACUUUAUUUCUGUCUUCAGUAACAGUGUGCAGCUGAGGGAUCCAGGCCGGUGGCAGGCUCUGCUGCAUGUCUUCUCCCAGACACCCAUAUUCAGUGGCCCUUACUCCCAUACAUGCUCAACAUAUGGCCUCUAUACCUGCUUCCAUGGGAACUACAAUGAUGUGAUUUUCCAGGCAACUUCCAGGAGACGAGGAAGUGCCGGCAAGUCUCAUCUUUAAAAUGCUGACUAAGUAGUAGUGUGGCUAUAGAGUUUAUUGUCUAAACCCGAGCAACUUUGAGGGGAAAAGGGGAGUGCUAAACAUACUUUUAUACUUUUUGAAGUAUUUAUUAAUUAUUAGCUGAUAAUUUAUUUUUAUUGUAUUGGUAGAUCUAAAAAAUUGUUCUAAAGAAAAUUAUAAAAUAGUUUUAAAAAUAGCUUAUAUUUGUAUGCUCACUGCCACAGAAAGGAAACUGUUGGCUGUGUUGUGUGCAUCCAGAGAGGAUUAAGAAUAGAGAUUGGUUAUGUUACUGGACGUCGUUCAGAUACAAGCUUCUGUUACAGUGAGAACCCUUCUUGCCGUGCCCAUACAGAUGUCUCAUGUGCUAUGAGAGGAAAUAAGGGAGAAUCUGAAAGUGCAGAAACCAUCAAGGCCUACCUUAAUGCAACCAUUAAUAAUGUGGUUAAGAGUGAAAAAUUCUGGGAAAAAUCCUAAACUAGAUAGGACGAUAGACUGAUAGGAAACCUAGUUUUUAGUUGGAUAAUUAUAUAUCCCGAUAAAUCUCAAGGAACAAUUCCAGAAGAACAAGAAGGUGAGAGCUAAACUUGUAUCAUGGGAAUUCAUUGUAAGUAUUAAAGACAUACGUGAACUAUGAAACUUUAACAGUUUUGAGAUAGAGAAGAAUAUAAUUAUAACAUUGUUAUAAAGAAUAUGUUCUUUAUAAUAAAAUGUCUUUAAUAUUCAGGAAA
Molecule: messenger RNA, 4550 nt
Organism: Pongo pygmaeus (Bornean orangutan)
Lineage: Eukaryota; Metazoa; Chordata; Mammalia; Primates; Hominidae
Product: lysine-specific demethylase PHF2-like
Exons: 7
Coding region: 2134-2505 (123 amino acids)
Source: RefSeq, a predicted model, not a curated record